AUGCACUCUGCUUGCCGUGACAAUGAAGAUGGGAAACACUGUAUGUUAACAGAUAAUGACGAGCAGUCCUUCUCAAUGCCUUCUGCCGAAGCAGCUGUAAAAAGGCAAAGGAAAGGAAUUUAUGAUGAAGCAUUAAGCAGUUUCUUUAGGAACGUAGAUACAAGAAGUGGUGGUGAUGGUCCUGAUAUUUACAAAGGAAAAAUCUGCUCUUUAAAAGCACGAGCACUGCUGAUUGACAUGGAGGAGGGUGUGGUAAAUGAAAUUCUGCAGGGACCACUGAGGGAUGUGUUUGAUAGCAAGCAGCUUAUCACAGAUGUUUCUGGUUCAGGAAACAACUGGGCUGUAGGUCAUAAGCUAUAUGGCUGUCAGUACCGGGAAAACAUUGUGGAAAAGCUGAGGAAAACCGCAGAACACUGUGACUGUCUACAGUGUUUUUUUAUAAUUCAUUCUAUGGGUGGUGGGACAGGAUCUGGUCUUGGAACUUUUGUACUAAAUUUGCUUGAGGAUGAAUUCCCAGAAGUAUAUAGAUUUGUUACUUCAGUUUAUCCGUCUGGUGAAGAUGAUGUUAUUACUUCUCCAUAUAACAGUGUUCUGGCUAUGAAGGAGCUUAAUGAACAUGCAGACUGUGUACUACCAAUAGAGAAUGAAUCUCUGUUUGAUAUAGUUAAUAAAAUUCAUCAGAUGACCAGUUCUGGGAAGCUAGGGUCAACUGUGAAGCAAAACAGCUUGGUAACAUCAAGUGCAGGCAGUGCAAAAACUGUACAACAGAAGCCAUUUGACGCCAUGAAUAAUAUUGUAGCCAACUUAUUGCUGAACCUGACAAGCUCUGCUAGGUUUGAAGGUUCCCUUAACAUGGAUCUUAAUGAAAUCAGCAUGAAUUUGGUUCCAUUUCCUCGACUUCAUUACUUGGUUUCAAGCUUGACUCCUUUGUAUACAUUGGCCGAUGUUAAUGUACUAUCUAGAAGGUUGGAUCAGAUGUUUUCAGAUGCUUUUAGUAGAGAUCAUCAGCUAAUUCAAGCAGAUCCGAAGCAUAGCCUCUACCUUGCCUGUGCACUUCUCGUUCGAGGAAAUGUGCAGGUUUCAGACCUUCGUAGAAAUAUUGAAAGGUUGAAGCCUUCCCUGCACUUUGUCUCCUGGAAUCAAGAGGGCUGGAAAACUGGUUUGUGUUCAGUACCUCCGGUGGGCCAUUCCCAUUCCCUUCUGGCUUUAGCAAACAACACUUGUGUAAAACCGACUUUCAUUGAACUCAAAGACAGAUUUAUGAAGCUCUACAAGAAGAAGGCUCACCUUCACCAUUAUCUGCAUAUAGAUGGGAUGGAGCAAAGCUGUUUUUCUGAAGCCAUAUCGUCUUUGUCUGACCUAAUAGAAGAGUACAAUGAACUGGAUGCCACAAAAGGUGGGCCUAGAACAGAUCCAUCAAGACUGAAGAUAGCUGUUUAAAGAAGGAAGAACUGAUACUUUAAAAAACCACAACUUUGCCCAAGCAUCCAACCACUUCAGUUAACCAGAAUGAAUUGCAGCGUGCCUAGCUAUUGUAAUUCCAAAGUGAGACUGGGACAAGGGCUUCCGCAGCUCUGAGAGGUAUCAUAUUGAGUGACAGGCCUGGCCCAUAAGAAAGGUUCGAAGGCACCUAAUUAU
This is a messenger RNA of Opisthocomus hoazin, 1638 nucleotides long. NCBI's taxonomy places the organism in Eukaryota, Metazoa, Chordata, Aves, Opisthocomiformes, Opisthocomidae. The record is from RefSeq and is a predicted model, not a curated record.